Molecule: messenger RNA, 2400 nt
Organism: Closterium sp. Naga37s-1
Lineage: Eukaryota; Viridiplantae; Streptophyta; Zygnematophyceae; Desmidiales; Closteriaceae
Source: the annotation of a GenBank genome assembly
AUGCUUCAUCUACAACAACUGCCUUACAUCCUUCGGCACGUGCACUGGCAACAGUCAGCGUCUCAGUUCCACCUGUGCCAUUUGCGGCAGACUGAUGGCACCGGCACGCUGUGUAUCCCGGGGCAGUCGUGCGAGCCGGAUGACGACGCGAGAAUGGCCACCUGGGUUAUGAACUACCAGUCUGGAGACGUGGCACUGAGGUGUAAAGCCGUUAGCAGCGUUCUCAUUGAACCUACUCAGGCCAAUGCAAUGCUGGCGUUGAAGACAGCUUUGGGUGUGACCGUCACCACGUGGGCCUCCACCAACCUCUGCCGCAUCACCGAGAUAUCAACGCCCGUUCAGAACGAGUGGACUGGCGUGUACUGCAAUUUCGCCGGCUCUGUGGAGUCCAUCUCCGUGGCACGUCAGAAUUUAAAGGGGUCUUUUCAUUCGGACAUCUCCAAGCUCACCGCACUCACUUACCUCUACAACUGGUUUGACGGAUCCAUUCCCUCCACCAUUGCCUCUCUGCCUCGGCUCACCACACUAGGCCUCUUCUCCAACUACCUCACGGGCACCAUGCCCAUCCCCUCCACCUCCCUGGCCUCUCUAGACGUAGGCUUUAACUACCUCUCGGGCUCCUUCCCCAAGCUCUCCCUCGCGGUCUGUGCGGCUGACCAGAACUGCUUCCUCAGCUCCUCCUACUGCCGCUCCUAUGGCGCGCUGCAGCGCCCCGCCGCUGCCUGCGCCAUCUGCGGCACGACCGACGGGCAGGGAACGCUGUACCUGUAUAACAACUUCCUCACAGGUAGCAUCCCAGCCCUGGGUUCAAACUUGAAGGUGCUCGAUUUCUUUACCAAUUACAUUACAGACAUCGCCACACACUCACUCAACACCUGCACCGGCGCUAACAACUGCCUCACUGUUCCCUCCAAGUGCAACUAUAACGGAGCCACCCAGAAAUCUGCUGCUAGUUGCGCCAUCUGUGGCACUACCAACGGCGUCGCUCCCCUGUGCUUUGGUGGUGGUGGGGAGUGCGUGGCUGCAGCUGCUUCUUACGUUGAAGCUGGCGCACUGAACAGAAUGUUUUCCCCCGCUUCCCCACCCAUGCUCUGCUCAAGCACCUCAGCACUGCUGGCGCUCAAGGCAUCGCUGGGAGUGACGUUCACCUCGUGGGCAGCAAGUGUGCCGUGCCAAGUGGCCGGCAAGCAGGCUGCCACACAGACCACGUGGUCCGGCGUGCUCUGUGGCGAUACCGGGGACGUGCUUUCCAUCUCAGUGGCGCGUCAGAGUCUAACGGGGUCUAUUGAUUCGGACAUCUCCAAGCUCACCGCACUCACUUACCUAGGCCUCUUCUCCAACUAUUUCACGAGCACCAUGCCCACCCUCUCCACCUCCUUGGUCGCUCUGGACGUGAGCUUUAACUUCCUCUCGGGCUCCUUCCCCCAGCUCUCUCUCAAGAGUUGUGCGGCCGACCAGAACUGCUUCCUCAACUCCUCCUACUGCCGCACCUACGGCGCGCUGCAGCGCCUCUCCUCUGCCUGCGCCAUCUGCGGCACGACCAACGGGCAGGGAACGCUGUGCAGUGGUGGAAUGUGUUUUGCCGACAGCUAUUUGCCAGUCAGCCAGGGAAUCGUCAACGUCCCCUCGUUGCCGCCGGUGGCCUUGACUUGUCCAGGGAAUGCUCCUCUAGUCCUCAUGAACGCUGGCUCAGUGUCCACGAUGUUAUCCAUCAAGUCAUCCCUUGGAUUGACGAGCACAACGUGGGAUGCAUCCCUUCUCUGUGUUGCGGGCUUCGGCAAUACCCCGUUCGGAGUUACCACCUGGGAUCGUGUUCUUUGCUCCGUUGGCGGAUCACCUUUACUACUCAACUUCAACAUCUUGUCUUUGAAGGUCGCCACCCUGCCUGCUGACAUGUCCAAGCUCACUGGACUCACGGAUCUUGCUAACUUCCUCACUGGAAGCAUCCCAGCCAUGGGUACAGCCUUGAAGUCGCUCUACAUCGCAUACAACUACAUUACGAACGUCGCCACCCAUUCACUCACCAACUGCGGCGGCUCUAUGAACUGCGCCUCCAAUCCCUCCAAGUGCGCCUCUGACGAGACCACCCAGCGACCUGCUGCUGAGUGCGCCAUCUGUGGCACUACCAAUGCCGUCGCUCCCUUUUGCUGGGGCGCCGGCGGAGAGUGUGUGGUCGCUGCUGCUGAUAACAUUGCAGCCGGCAAACAGAAUAUAGUAUACCUCCCGCCUGCCCCACCCAUGGUCUGCUCAGCACUGCUGUCGCUCAAGGCAUCGCUGGGAGUGACGUUCACCUCGUGGGCAGCAAGUGUGCCGUGCCAAGUGGUUGGCAAGCAGGCUGCUGGACUGCCCACGUGGUCCGGCGUGCUUUGUGGUGAUACCGGGGACGUGAUCUACAUGUAA